Messenger RNA from Penicillium argentinense, 1470 nucleotides. Its product is annotated as alpha-mannosyltransferase. Gene Ontology annotation, molecular function: alpha-1,2-mannosyltransferase activity. Bases 1 to 1470 code for a protein of 489 amino acids. Gene Ontology annotation, biological process: mannan biosynthetic process. The transcript has a single exon. Lineage: Eukaryota; Fungi; Ascomycota; Eurotiomycetes; Eurotiales; Aspergillaceae. Gene Ontology annotation, cellular component: Golgi apparatus. The record is from RefSeq and is a predicted model, not a curated record.
AUGGUUCUUCCUCGAUCGCUUUUGCGCGUCCGCUUCCUCCUCGCCGCUUUCUUGGUUGUCUCGUUUCUGGUCUGGUCCUUUACCCGGUGGACCUCUGAUAUCGAUAAACUCGAUUUCUCGCUCCGUGAACAUGGGAAGAGUACGUUCGAUUUGACGCCCGCGCAUCAGUCAUUCUGGCGUAAAUUCCAUGGUCUUUUAGAGCGUUAUAGCCCCGAUACGAAUCCAUUGGUGGAGGACGAGAAGGCUCCGACGGAGGGAUUCAAGGUGACGGAUGCUCCGGCGCGCCCGGAAUACGUGCUGGUCGCAAGGGAAGAUGUCGAUACAAUGAGGGAGGCGCAUGCAAGUUUUCUCAAGGCCGUCGAUAACUCGCCGCCUCUGAUGCAAUACCUUCCCGGUACAAGAGGUGUGGUUUCAACCGCUGGCGGUUCUUACCUUCCUGUUCUGGUGAUCUCUUUGCGUAUGCUUCGUCGCACCGGAUCAAAGUUGCCUAUGGAAGUCUUCCUGGCCGAUGAAGAGGAGUACGAGGAGUACAUCUGCGAUGUAGUGCUACCUUCGUUGAAUGCGCGCUGUAUCGUGCUUUCUCAUAUUCUUGAGGCUGCUCCAGCUCGAAUUGAAAAAUACCAGUUCAAGCCAUUCGCAAUGCUUUUCUCCUCCUUCGAGGAAAUUCUCUUCCUUGAUGCAGAUGCGUUUCCCCUCGAGAAACCCGAGGAUUUUUUCAAGUCGGAGCCAUUCCGCUCAACAAACAUGAUCACCUGGCCCGAUUUCUGGGCCUCAUCGGCCUCACCGAUCUUCUACGAAAUUGUCGAUACACCCGUACCCCCGAUGAACUUGCGCCAAUCUACGGAAUCCGGCGAGUUUCUCAUCUCUAAAAAGACACAUGCGCGCACAUUGCUUCUUGCUACGUACUACAACUACUGGGGUCCUACACAUUAUUGGCCCCUCCUAUCUCAAGGCGCCGCCGGCGAAGGCGACAAGGAGACUUUCAUCGCUGCGGCCACAGCUGUGAAUGAGCCAUUCUAUCAAGUCAGCGAGUCGAUAGUUGCACUCGGUCAUGAGAAGAAAGACGGUUUCGCAGGUUCCGCCAUGGCCCAAUUCAACCCCAUCCAAGACUUCGCUUUGACCAGUCAGGGUAAAUGGCGUAUCCGCGGCGACAAAGCAUCUGCCCCAGACGUCUUCUUCAUCCAUGCCAAUUUCCCCAAGUUUAAUCCCGCCACCAUCUUCGACGUUCAUGAAGUCAAUCCUACAUUUUUGGAUGAUGGCUCCUAUACGCGUGCCUGGACGCUUCCGAAUCAUGUUGUCGAGAAAUUCAGUGCCAAGUUUGAUGUCGAGAAGGCGUUUUGGAAGGAGAUUAUGUGGACUGCGUGUGAUCUGGAGUCCAAGUUUGUUAGUUGGGAUGGAGAGGUCGGGAUUUGCAAGGGCGUGAAGGAGUAUUGGCGGAAUGUCUUUGAGUGGCAUGAGCUUCCUUCUUGA